AUGUCAGUGGCGGUUUUUGGAAUUUUUUNUGCAGAUCCAAUGCGCAUGACGCUGACGUCACAUGGUGUCCAAAAGCCUCAGUGUGUUAUUUGUCACGUUGUAUUAAGUAACGAUGCCCUCCGACCUAGUCGACAAGAACGACAUUUAACCACAGCUCAUCCGAUGCUAAAAGGAAAACCUAAAGAGUUUUUUGUUGCUAAAAAAAAUUCUUUAAGUAUAAUGAAAAUUGACCAUACCGGAGAGUUUCAACAGAAUAAUGAAAAAAUUGUUGAAGCUUCAUAUCACAUCGCCUUCAUGGUGGCUCAGCAAAAGAAACCUCAUACCUUGGGUGAAACAUUAAUUAAACCUAGCAUACUUAAAACUGUUGAAAUAGUACUUGGCGCAGAAAGCAAAAGGAAAAUAGCUCAAUUAUCUCUUCCAGAUAAUACAGUGAAACGACGUAUAGAUGAAUUAGCUUUGGACAUUAAAAAUCAGUUGAUUCAUAAAUUAAAACAUUCCGUAUUCUUUGCAAUCCAGUGUGAUGAAUCAACUGAUGUGGCCAAUUGUUGCCAGCUAUUAGUUUACUGCCGUUUUAUAAAUGAACAGUCCAUCGCAGAAGAACUUCUAUUUUCCCAGGCUUUAAAUUCCACCUCAAAAGGCAGUGACGUUUUGUCUGCCAUUGACAUAUUUUUUGAUCAGAAUGGUUUGUCUUGGAAAAAUGUUGUAGGUGUCUGUACAGACGGUGCACCUGCAAUGCUAGGAUCAAGAUCGGGUUUUGUAAGCCUAACAAAAAAUAAAAACCCGUCAAUAAUUGGUUCUCAUUGUGUAAUACACCGACAAGCUUUAGCUGCAAAAACGCUGCCAUCUGAACUUAAAAAUGUACUUGAAGUAUGUAUAAAAGUUGUUAACACCAUGAAUAAAUAA
Molecule: messenger RNA, 903 nt
Organism: Myzus persicae (green peach aphid)
Lineage: Eukaryota; Metazoa; Arthropoda; Insecta; Hemiptera; Aphididae
Product: protein ZBED8-like
Exons: 2
Coding region: 1-903 (300 amino acids)
Source: RefSeq, a predicted model, not a curated record